Messenger RNA from Hippoglossus stenolepis (Pacific halibut), 2673 nucleotides. RefSeq names its product DNA repair protein XRCC4. Gene Ontology annotation, biological process: response to X-ray; immunoglobulin V(D)J recombination; double-strand break repair via nonhomologous end joining. The coding region runs from base 171 to 1052 and encodes 293 amino acids. Gene Ontology annotation, cellular component: DNA ligase IV complex; DNA-dependent protein kinase-DNA ligase 4 complex; nucleus. Gene Ontology annotation, molecular function: DNA binding. The transcript is spliced from 8 exons. NCBI's taxonomy places the organism in Eukaryota, Metazoa, Chordata, Actinopteri, Pleuronectiformes, Pleuronectidae. The record is from RefSeq and is a predicted model, not a curated record.
AAAAACACGCACUGUGAUUGGCUGAGAAGAAGGAGAGUUGAAAGUUGAAUCGUGAACUGACAGAAGAAACAAAGAGUAGAAGCAGCGAUAACUAGAGUUUAACACUCAUAACUCUUCGUCUGGACGCAGCGGUGGUUUGCCCACAGAGUAACGUCUACAGUUGGUAAGACAUGAGUGGCACAGUCCGCCAGAUCACAAUAACCACUGAUCCAAGUACCCCCUACUUCCUGCGAGUGGACUGGGCAGAGGACCUGGGUGCUGGAUUUACAUUAGCUCUCACUGAUGGCAGCUCGGCGUGGAUCGGAGAAGUUUCAGAAGAUGAGGUGACAAAGGAAGCCAGUGAACUGGGAGUCACAAGAGAAAACUAUGUGAAGGAUCUUCUUCUAGCACUAACAAGGAGUGGUAAAGGAAGAGGAGGACGACGGAGAGGGAGCGACAAGAAGGCGUAUUCUUUCCACCUGACUCCAGAUCACUGUCAUCUCUCAUAUCAGAAGUUCUGUGAUGACAUCACGGUGGACUUGGGCUCGGUGGAGCUCCAACCGGCUCCAGACCCUCUAGAGCUGAACCGGGAGAUGAUUGGCCAGUCCCUGAAGCGCAGCACAGAUCUGCAGUCAGAAAACUGCCGGCUACUGGAGGAGAACUGUGGACUGAAACAGGAGCACCAUCGAAUACUCACAGAGCUGGAGAAGCAUGUUCAGGAUAAGAAGAUGAUGGAGAAGAAGCUUUACUCACGUUUUGUCCUGGUGCUGAAUGAGAAGAAGGCGAAGAUCCGGGGCCUGCAGGACACCGUCCACCAGCUCCAACAGACCGCUGACAAGCAGCACAGUGACGAUGAAGCAACUGUGGAUGAAGAUGGCAGUCAGAACAGAGGAGAGGAGACCGUUCCGAGCAGCCAUCCAUCUCAGGAGCAAACCAUCCUAAUCACAGGUCGUAAUCUUGUGUGCCACGGCGUCACUGUGGACCACACGUUUUCUGAUAACGAAGACGUACAACCGAGACGGAAGCGCAGGUUACUUCGCGCUCCAAGCACCGAGUCCUCUGAGCAGGAAUAAAAUCACAGAUGAUAUCCAGGACUCGUCAACAUGAUUGAAGCCCUAAAUCGAAUGCCUUUUUUCUGAUGAACAAGUUUUCUGGAUCCCUAUCGAGCUAUGUGGUGAGCUGGUCAACGCUUAUCUCAAUACACACAACCAAAACCGUGACAACCAGGCAACCGCAUCCUGAAGGUGGCCCCAGUCUUUAUGCCAGAUUUGGUCCCAAAUUGUGAAAGCGAUUUUCAGAAAACACAAGCAUGUUACUGCCAUCUGGUUUGCUUUAACUGCGACAAUUACCUGCCAGAGUUCUCACGAGAGACUGGCUGCUCGCCUUGCAUCCUCUAUAAAUGAUGAGAGGAUGAACAGUCGAUCACAGCCGGUUGUGCCGUAGAGGCUUUGCCCAGAUGCGUUAGUAUUCGUGUGGUAAUAUUCACUAAAUGCCCAGCAGUGCUUCCUCAGGAGCUGAUGGCGCUGCUGGUAAAGACAUGGAGAGCAUGGCAGAGAACUGUGACCAGGAGUAUGGAAGCAAUUUCUCAAGAGCUUGACUUCACCCUGUGCUCGAACUUGCGCUGCCAAGCCCCUUGGCCUUGGCUCUGUGUUAGACCAGAGGAAGAGUAACAACUACUGCGGCACAACAGGCUACACCCAGAAAACAGGGUGUCACCACCAAGGAACCGAAGCUGCUUUGUUGCUGCUUAUUCAUCAUGUCUUGCUGAUGCUUUCCUCCCUCUUUUCAUUAUGAAAAUAAACCGUAUGCCAUCUCUUUCAUUUCCACUUUCUAAACUAGCAUUUUGCAAGAGAUAAUUUGUCCCCCACGUUUCCUUCUUGUUUACAUCUGCCCUUUUAUUGUGUCGAUGUUCUAUGGCCCACACUACCUGAGGCCUGUUUUUCAGUGGGUUAAAAGGGUUAUGUUGGCUUCGCCUCUUCGCCUCUUCGCCUCUUCGCCUCUUCCUUUAUCUCUUCUACCAGCUUUAGGUCUCAGGGUCAUCCCACUGACAAUAAUGAAGCUAGGUAGACCUGACCAUCACCAUUAUUUGACCAUUCUACCUCUGACUUCUGAACCCGCCUGCCGUCUUUUAUAAUUUGGAUGAUACAUAUAUGUCUGCUGAAGACCACAGGUGGCCGCCGGGAUAAUCCCGCAACACGCGCUUGCUGCUGUAGUAAUCCCUGAAGGAAUGUCACACUCCUUGAUAAAUCCUGUCAAUAAAGGCGUGUUAUGCAGCGAGGUACAGAUCGGUGACCGGGGAUAAUUGACGGAUGGGCGCAUGACAACGUGCUGUGGAGGAGGAGACAAUGUGGGAAAAAGAGGAGACGCCACUGGAUCUUUGGUUUCAUUCAGAAUAAAUAAUGAUGCUGUGUUUUAAUGUUGACUAUUUUAAAACAUAACAUUCGAAUAAGGAAACAACACAAAUUGGUGUUGUUUCCUUAUUUUGACUAGAACCUGAUUUUUUUUUUUUUGUCUCUGGUAAAGACUGUAUAUAUUUCUAUUUUCAACCAGUUAACUGAUUUCUUAAUUGGAUUUUAUUUGUGUAUUAAAAAUACUCAGUGGAUAUAUUCAUAUUUUAAUUAUAAUGUUUAACAUUAUAAAUGUUUUUCAAGUCUUCAUGCAAAAUAUGUGUUGUGAAAUGUUCCAUAAGAUAAG